Molecule: messenger RNA, 3003 nt
Organism: Lottia gigantea (owl limpet)
Lineage: Eukaryota; Metazoa; Mollusca; Gastropoda; Lottiidae
Exons: 13
Coding region: 1-3003 (1000 amino acids)
Biological process (GO): mRNA processing
Cellular component (GO): exon-exon junction complex
Molecular function (GO): mRNA binding
Source: RefSeq, a predicted model, not a curated record
AUGGCGGACCGACGAAGACGGCGAGGUUCGCUUGAAAAUGAGAAUAAUGAUUCAAACCCUGUUGUUAGAAAAUCCGAAUGUUCUAAAAUGGAGAUUAUUUUUAUAGUUAAUUUCUGGAAGUUUAGUGAAUACAGUAUGGAAAGUGAACAUGGAGAUGAAGAACAGGCUGAAUUAUCAGAGUAUGAAAGUGCAGAUGAAGAAAAACAAGGCAAGGAAGAGGAAACAGAAAGUGAAGAAGAAACAGAGACUGAAACUGAAUCUGAAGAAGAAGAUGAUGAUGAUGAUGAUGGCCAAGAAAUAGAUGUUGUUAUUGAAGAUGAUGAGUGGGUUGAUGAAGAAAGACAAAGUGGAGAUGGCGAGGAACAACCAGAUUCUCGAGAUGUUGAUGAUGAUGAAGACAGAAAAAACCCAGCUUUUGUACCCAGAAAGGGUGCUUUUUAUGAGCAUGAUUUACGAUUAGGUGAUGCGAAGCCACCAAAAGAAGAAGAUGGAGAAAGACCUAAAAAGAAGUUAUGGAAAGAUGAUGGUAAAUGGUUACAUGAUGGUUACAAUGAAGCUCUUCAAGGUCCGAAAUCAACUGAAGAACUUGUAGAUAUAUAUGGUUAUGAUGUUAGAGCUGGUAGUCAUCCACCAGAAUAUAGACCCCGGCCUCGUAGAGGAGGUACGGGGAGAGGAAGAAGGCAAAACCAUAAGCUCGGUGAUUUUGUACCAUCUGAGCGGUCUGGUGGAAAUUCAGACAGAGAUUAUCAGAGAUCUAAAUCAGAGGAGACUGAGUACAUACCCAUGGAAUACAGGAGUCCUCAAUCUUACAGGGCGACUGACACAAAUGACUCCAGACCCUCGAAAUCUCAGUCAUAUAAUAAUAAUCGCCACAGAGACAGAACUUAUAAUGAUAAUAAUCAGGAUAACAGAUACAAAGGAGAUAACUAUCAAUCUGAUUAUUCCAAUAAGAGAGACAACUCUUUUUCCCACAGAAACAAGGGUGACAAUUCCUAUCGUAAAAGUGAUAAUUAUAUUGAUUAUAGAAACAAAGGAGAUAAUCAAGGUGAAUAUGAAAAUAGAGACAAUACUUCAAAUUACCGUAAGAAAGAUAAUAAUUACCAGUCUGAUCAUAAAAACAGGGGAAAUGAUUACCAGUCUAACUAUAGGAAUAAGGGAGACAAUUAUCAAUCUAAUUAUGAUAAAUCUCAAGAUUUCCGAAAUGCCCCGAAUAAUCAAGGCCAGUAUAACAAUUAUAACGAUCAAGGUGAUUAUCAUGACAACUAUAGAGGUCGUGGAAGGAGAGGUCGUGGUGUUGGACGAGGACGAGGUCAAAGAAGACAUGAUCAGGAAGAGAACAAUUCUGGAUCUGUUAAUGUGCCAAGGCAGUUCACUAACUCUAGUUACAAGUCUCCUGAAAAUGGUGACCAGACUCAUUUUGAAGCUAAUGAUGGAGCAGAUAUCAACAUCUCAAAUAAAGAGAAUGUUCAGACCAUCAGUGUGACAAUCACCAAUAAAACAACAGAGAAAGCAUAUGAAAGUGAAACUAGAAGGAUGAAAUAUGUUGGCGGUAAACCAUAUAUACAGGAAGAGAUUAGGAAUGCUGUUGAGAAAGAAAAUAUGGCAGUCAUUAGUCCUCCAAUUACAUCAAACUCUUCGGCUGAAAUGGAGAAAUCUGGUCAAGUUGUCAACAAAGCUGGUAAAAUUCAUCAAUCUACAGGAGGUAGUAUUAAAGCAGACAAUAGUUUACAGGGUCGACCUAAACGAUAUUCCUCACAACGUCAACGUACAGUCCCUGAUAAUACUUAUAAUAAACAACAAGUUGCUGACUCUUCUGCAUAUUAUAAUCAAGCAUCAGCAUAUCCCAACAAUCAAUAUUAUCCUGGUGACUCACAAUCAACAACAUCAGGUCCUGACUCACCUGCAGGUUAUCAACAUCAACAACAACCAAUAUUACCAGUACAACCAUCUAUACCUUAUCCUCAUCCAGUGUCCUCAGCACCGAGAAUGUAUUCACCUGCCCCACCAGCGAUCGCUACACCAGUAAUAACACCUAAUGUCUCCUUACCAACCCCUCAUCCUACGAUGAUUCCUCCACCAAACUACCUGGGACAGGGGCCAGUUAUAUAUGGUGCUGCACCCCCGGGGAUCAACCCACCACCUGCUUUUCCUGUUCCUCUAGGCUACACUGGACCUAAUCCUCCUCAGCAAAUUCAGUCACCUCCAUCACAACAACCAGAGGUAUACAGGGGAGGAACCAUUUAUUAUCCACCAGAGCUUCAACAGACCAACCCACAUCGGUCUCCAGUUAGACGUACUAAAUCAGCUAUACCUAUAGUCAAGCCACAGGAGAAAAAGGAUGGAGCUGGUACACAAAGUGAAGUAGAGUAUAUAAGAGAUGAUGAACAAUCUGUAUCUGAUGAUGUUCCGUUACCAGUAGAAGACACAGAAGUCUUUAAAAAAGAGCUCAGUGAGAUUUCAUCUGCUCUUAUCAGUCUAGAGGGCGAACUUCGUGCUGGAAGUACUAAGGUACGGCAAAAAGAGGAAGACCUGAAAAAUUUAGACUUGCAGAAAAAGUUAGAUUCCUAUCUGCAAAGUGAGGAAUCAACAGUGAAUGUACCUAAAGAACAUCUUAAAUCUGGUGCAUCCCAAACCAUAGAAGAUAUAAACCUGAAUUCCCAAACAGAGGGUGAAUCAUUCAAUGUAGCGCAAAAAGGUGAUGCUUUAGAUUUAGGCUCCAUUAAGACUGAAAUAGAUGCAAUUAAAACUGAAAGUGUUCAAAGUGUUAGUGGGUCAAAUACAGACCAGACAGAGAAAAAUACAUUAAAAGACUUGCCAAGUGAAAUUAGUGAUGCUAAGCAUAUUGUGAAUGAUAACUCCCCAAGUGACACCACUGUGAAAGAAAGUGUAGGGAAUGUAAGCAGCCCUCUGGCUAGUGAAUAUGGUGGUUUAGUAGAUACCAAGUCAGACAUUGAAACUAAAACAGAAACUUCAACAGAUAAAAGUUCACCUAUUGAUAAUUAA